CGAAGCCACAAGUAGGCUUUCUUGUUCAGCAAGCAGUGAGGGGAACACAGCACCACGGCCGGGCUUGUUCCGCGUUAUCCAAAUUCACCUGCGGGCUAAACCAUGUCCCUGAGUCCCAAACACUCAACUCCUUUCUCUGUGACAGAUAUUUUAUGCCCGAUUGAGGAGACUUACAGAAAGUUUGGAGGCAUGGACAGUACAGGGAACCUCGGGUCUCCGCUGGGUGCAUACCGACAAACUCAGGUGUCUCAGUCGGGAAUGCAGCAGCACUCCAUGGGCCACAACACCGCGGUGGCGAGCGCCUAUCACAUGCCACACACUGUCUCACAGUUUUCCAGCGCCAUGGGAGGCUACUGCAACGGAAGCAUCGGAAAUAUGGGAGACCUCCCGUCUUACCAGGACACCAUGAGGAAUGGCGCAGCAGCAACUGCAUGGUACAGCGCUAACCCCGAACCCCGUUAUCCAACAAUUUCUAGGUUCAUGGGGGCUUCCACUGGAAUGAACAUGAGCGGCAUGGGGACCUUGGCAGGGAUGGACGCAACAAAAUCUAUGGUGACCUUACACACAGCGCCGAGGAGAAAACGAAGGGUUCUCUUCUCUCAGGCCCAGGUGUACGAGUUGGAGCGGCGGUUUAAGCAGCAGAAAUACCUGUCGGCGCCAGAGAGAGAACACCUGGCGAGCAUGAUCCAUCUGACGCCAACACAGGUCAAGAUUUGGUUCCAGAACCACAGAUACAAAAUGAAACGCCAGGCGAAGGACAAAGCGACACAGCAGAUUCAACCAGAGAAUGUCAACGGCUGCCCUCAGCAACAAUCGCCGAGGCGCGUGGCAGUCCCUGUUCUCGUGAAGGACGGCAAGCCCUGUCAGAACGGAUCCAGCACGCCAACGUCUGGGCUCCAGCAGGUGCAACAACAACAGAACAUGUCGGGUGGAGGAGCAAUGUCAGCACAGGGUAUUGCAGUGGUUAAUCACCACCAGAAUCAGCCGGUAAAUCAUCAGUUAUCCUCUGCCGAAGAACUGGAGGAAAUGUCCCCCAGUCCUCCUAUUUUACAGAGCCACAUUAACAUGGCUCAGACAGACGCGGCUCUUCUCGAGUACACCAAUAACAUGGUCAGUUCAAACCUCCUAUAUGGUAGAACUUGGUAGGCAGAAUUCUACCAUUUAAAAAGGUUUAUUUUAACUUUGGAAACCAUUACGUCAAGUGGAAUUUAAAGCCAGGGGGACCGUGGUCGUUGGUGACAAGUAGGACAACAAAAACACAGUUUAUUGACAUUGGAGAGUUGCAUGGUGCCCUUUGCAGUCGACCGUUUGUGAUUACUUUUAAAGAAGAUUAGUUCAUAUUUGAUACAAUUGUGACUCCAACCACUCGGUGACGGUAUUAGGCUUAUAAAAGACAAAGUGACGUUUUAUUUGUUGGAAUUAUAAUUUUUUUGAGAACACAUGAGGGUAUCAGGCCGAAGUACUGUAAUAUUUCGAAUAAUCAACCUGAACUGUAUAAGUUAGCUAACAAACAUUUAAUGUGACUAUUUUUUUUAACGAAUUAUUUGUUCGUUAGAUCAUUUUGUAAAUGACAAAUGUGACUGCUGCUGCAUAGCAUAAAUAUCUAUCACAAUCGAGUGUAAUUUUAACAAGCAUUGCUGCUUAUUCAUGUUGAUGAAAUAAUUCUAAAGUACAUUGACUGAAAUGCAACAAUUUUCACAGUUAUAGAAUAAUUAUGAUUUCAAGCGUGAAGGUGUAAUGUAAUAAAAUGACUCCAAUAAUAUUACCUACAUUAUAGCAAUGCUACAAUUUUUUUUAUCAGUUCUUAUUGCCACCACCCCAUCUUUGAAAUCGGAUAUAAUUAUACAUUUAAAUAUAAUUACCGUUUAAAAGGGACAUCACAGAAACAUUCAGCACGUUGUCUAUAUAUUCAGCAUUAGAAAGCCCUAGAAUGCGAGACGAUUUGCAAGCGAUUCAAUAAGGCCUCCGUUUCUCAGGCUAAUGAUUGGGAAAAGAUAAGAAAAAGAUGUAGGCCUAUUAUUAAAUUCUUAAAAUAUGAG
Messenger RNA from Esox lucius (northern pike), 2039 nucleotides. It is a transcript of the gene nkx2.4b, whose product is annotated as NK2 homeobox 4b. Gene Ontology annotation, cellular component: nucleus. Bases 103 to 1146 code for a protein of 347 amino acids. NCBI's taxonomy places the organism in Eukaryota, Metazoa, Chordata, Actinopteri, Esociformes, Esocidae. Gene Ontology annotation, molecular function: RNA polymerase II cis-regulatory region sequence-specific DNA binding; DNA-binding transcription factor activity, RNA polymerase II-specific. Gene Ontology annotation, biological process: regulation of transcription by RNA polymerase II; cell differentiation. The record is from RefSeq and is a predicted model, not a curated record. The transcript is spliced from 2 exons.